This is a messenger RNA of Punctularia strigosozonata HHB-11173 SS5, 1230 nucleotides long. RefSeq names its product aspartic peptidase A1. The coding region runs from base 1 to 1230 and encodes 409 amino acids. NCBI's taxonomy places the organism in Eukaryota, Fungi, Basidiomycota, Agaricomycetes, Corticiales, Punctulariaceae. Gene Ontology annotation, molecular function: aspartic-type endopeptidase activity. The transcript has 11 exons. Gene Ontology annotation, biological process: proteolysis. The record is from RefSeq and is a predicted model, not a curated record.
AUGUUCAACGCAGCCUCACUCCUCUCCGCCCUCGUUCUCGCGCUUAACGUCGCGGCGAGCCCCGUCGAAAUCCGGGCUCCGCCUGUGACGCUCCCCUUCUCGAAGCGCGUCAACUCGACCGGGCUGCUCAACCUUCUGGAGAACGACCUUGCUCGUGCUCGUGCUCUUCGUGCUCAUGCAGAGGCAAAGACGUCAGGCAAACGUGCCGUCGUCUCCUUCCCGGUUACAAACGAGGUUGUAUCGUACAUCGCUUCGGUUGGAGUUGGUUCCCCUGCAACUCAGUACGACCUCAUCGUCGACACCGGCUCGUCCAACACGUGGGUCGGCGCCACCAAGGCUUACGUUAGGACCAGCACGAGCACGCAGACAAACCAGCGUGUCUCCGUUACCUAUGGCUCCGGCUCUUUCUCUGGUAACGAAUUUACCGACCAGGUGACCCUGGCUUCCGGCUUGGUCAUUCCCAGCCAGUCCAUCGGCGUUGCAACCCGUAGCACCGGCUUCGAGGGUGUGGAUGGUAUUCUUGGUGUCGGCCCAGUUGACCUCACGGAAGACACCCUGUCCCCCGGUACCACCACCACCAUCCCGACCGUCACCGAUAACCUUUUCAACCAGGGAACGAUCACUGCACGUGAAUUGGGCGUCUUCUUUGCGCCUACUAACACAGAAGAAUCGACCAAUGGAGAGUUGACAUUCGGAGGCGUGGAUAACAGCAAGAUCACUGGCACUGUUGCCUUCACCCCCCUUACCAACACAUCCCCCGCCAACGAAUUCUGGGGCAUUAAUGAGUCAAUCCGUUAUGGUACUUCCACUACCAUCAUGCCCACCACUGCUGGCAUCGUCGACACUGGCACCACCCUGACUCUUCUCCCGACUGAUGCAUUUGCUCGCUAUCAGUCCGCGACGGGCGCCGUGCUCGAUCGUAACACUGGUCUCCUUCGUCUCACGACCACGCAGUUCGCAAACUUGCAGCCCUUGACCUUCACUACCAGUGGUGGCAGUUUCACGCUUACUGCUAACGCCCAGGCAUGGCCUCGUGCCCUCAACACGGAUAUCGGCGGCACAGCGGGCAACGUGUACCUCAUCGUCAACUCCAUUGGCACGCCCUCCGGCGAGGGGUUGGACUUCAUCAACGGUCAGACUUUCCUCGAGCGCUUUUACAGCGUCUUCGACACGACCAACCGUCGCAUCGGCUUUGCGACGACCGCGCAGACCAACGCCAACACGAACUAA